Nelumbo nucifera (sacred lotus) is the source of this 1018-nucleotide messenger RNA. Its product is annotated as cytochrome P450 94A1-like. Gene Ontology annotation, molecular function: monooxygenase activity; heme binding; oxidoreductase activity, acting on paired donors, with incorporation or reduction of molecular oxygen. The record is from RefSeq and is a predicted model, not a curated record. NCBI's taxonomy places the organism in Eukaryota, Viridiplantae, Streptophyta, Magnoliopsida, Proteales, Nelumbonaceae.
ACAGAGUUCAGCACCGCGUUUGAAGACGCCGUCCGCUUGAGCAGUGAGAGGUUCAAUUUGAUUAACCCGGUGUUCUGGAAGCUGAAACGGGCACUUGACAUUGGGUCUGAGAAACAACUACGCUUAGCAGUCUCCCACGUUCGUGACUUUGCACAGAGCAUCGUGAGAGAGAAAAGGCAAGAGCUUGAUAAAAAAUCUUCACUAGACACCGGCGAUCUCCUCUCGAGAAUUUUAAGUUCUGGGCAUGUGGACGAAAGUUUGGUGACGGACCUGGUGAUUAGCUUUAUCUUAGCCGGUCGAGACACGACGUCGGCGGCAUUGACUUGGUUCUUCUGGUUGAUAUCCUGUCAUUCUCAAGUGGAAGAACAGAUAGUGAGGGAGAUAACAGAGAACCCAGAAGCACCGAUAUACGACGAAGUGAAGAAUAUGGUUUACACCCAUUCGUCGCUCUGCGAGAGCAUGAGGCUAUACCCGCCAGUCCCGUGGGACACCAAGGAGGCAGCGGGGGACGACGUUUUGCCGGAUGGGACGGUAGUGAAGAAGGGAAUGAGAGUGACAUACCAUCCUUACGCGAUGGGGAGGAUGGAAAGUCUGUGGGGUUCAAACUGGUCGGAGUUUCUGCCGGAAAGGUGGCUAGAGAAGGAUAAAGUCACCGGGAAAUGGAGCUUCGUAGGGAGAGAUUCGUACACCUACCCGGUGUUCCAAGCAGGGCCGAGGAUAUGCCUGGGGAAGGACAUGGCGUUCUUGCAGAUGAAGCGAGUUGUGGCCGGUGUUCUGCAGCGGUUCCGGAUUGUGCCGGCGAUGGAGGAAGGUAGUCAGCCAGUUUAUAUCUCCUAUUUAACGUCGAAGAUGAAAGGUGGAUUUCCGGUGAGGAUUGAAGAGAGAGUGAUCGAGCAGGUUUCCAUGUCUGAAUGAUAAAAGGCUGCACCCGACAAGUAUCCACCAAUGACAUUUCAUGUUCAAAACAGUUACUUUGAUAUCAAAUCAUUUGAAUAAAAUGUAAAUGAAAUUUAUAUUG